UACACUUAACGCCGCUACGAUAGUCUUUGUCGAGGCAAACUCUUUAGGCGUUUUUAUUUUUCCACAAUUACAUCCCAAAGCCAGCAGGUAUGUAGAUAAAGCCAAGAUGUUACUUUAGACUUUGUUGCGUCCAGCCAAGUGUGAAGAAAACGGAGGAAGGGCGCAGAAGGCAAAACUCUGGCACGGCGACUCUGGAGUUUCAACUCAAGGCACAACUUCUGAGCGCCAGACGCACAUCUGCAUCAAGCGAGAAAAUACUUCACUUUCGAGGAGAAGAGGAAAGAAAAACUUCACAACUGGAGGGAAAGGCACCUUCGUACACGUGUCCCGUCUUGAUGAGGUGCUGAGGAAUGCACAGUUGCCAUGGAAACCCAGUCCCAGGCCAGUUCUGCAGCUGAGAAGAAGAAGAGGGUGGAGACCAUCGUGGCGACCAAGGGCGCGUCCUCACGCAGCGACAUCAGUGAGAAGGCCGUCGCCUCCAGCACCACCUCCAACGAUGAGAGUUCGGGGCCCACGUAUCACCACCGCGAGCGGCGCAACGCCAUCAGCACCCAGAGUCCCGUGGCCGGCACGGCGCCGGGCAAGCUGAGCGAGGAGCCGUCCACCUCCACGGAGGAGCGCCCCCAGCAUGUCAAGAAGGAGCUGUCCAGCGCGCUGCCCCACCUGCACGACCACCCCCUGCCGUACCGCGGGACGCUCUUCGCCAUGGACCCCCGCAACGGCUACCUGGACUCCCCCUACACCCCUCCUCACUUUUUCCCAGCCUUCCAUCCUCCAGUGCCCAUCGAUGACAGGCACACGCAAGGCCGCUAUAUCUACGAGCCCUCUCCUGUUCCCCCUCUACACGUGCCUCCUGUCCUGGCCGGCAGCCCGGCGUUCUCGGACAUCUCUCUCAUCCGGAUCUCGCCCCACCGGAACCCGUCAGUGGGGGCCGACUCUCCAUUCAACCCGCCCCACCCCUACAUCAACCCCUACAUGGAGUACAUCCGCUCACUGCCCGGCAGUCCCUCACUCUCCAUGAUCUCUGCCGCCAGAGGCCUCAGCCCAGCAGAUGGUCAGUUUCUGUCCCUCACCCCCCACACGGGCCUGACCACAGCGGAGUACUACCACCAGAUGGCGCUACUUGCGGGACACCGGAGCCCGUACGCUGACAUCAUCCCGUCUGUGGCCUCCACGGCUGGAGCAGGAAGCAACGCGCUGCACAUGGACUACCUGCAGGCUGUUGAGAGCUCUCGUUUCUCCAGUCCGCGGGUUCCACAGAGGCCCAGGAAGCGGGCCCUGCCCAUCUCCCCGCUCUCCGACCCCAGCUUUGACCUGCAGACCAUGAUCCGCACCUCCCCCAACUCGCUGGUCACCAUCCUCAACAACUCCCGCUCCAGCUCGUCCACCAGUGGAUCGUAUGGACACUUGUCUGCUGGGGCCAUCAGCCCUGCCCUGAGCUUCGCCUACCCGCCCACCCCGGUGGCACUGCAGAUGCACCAGCAGCUGAUUGGCCGGCAGCCAGGCCUUGUGAGCUCGGCGUUCGGGCACAGCCCGCCCCUCAUCCACCCCUCUCCAGCCUUCGCCACCCAGCGCCCGGUGCCUGGCAUCCCCUCCGCCGGCUUGGCACCCACCGAGAGAUCCGUGGUCUCCAGCGAAGCCCAGAGUAAGCCCACCAGUGAGUCGGCCGUGAGCAGCACAGGAGACCCCAUGCACCACAAGCGCUCCAAACUCAAGCCCGACGAGGACCCGGUCAGCCCAGGAGCGGGCAGCGUCCAGGACCAGCCGGAUGGGAUGACCCUGGUGAAGGAGGAGGGGGACAAGGACGAGGGCAAGCAGGAGCCGGAGGUGGUGUACGAGACCAACUGCCACUGGGAGAGCUGCUGCCGCGAGUUCGACACCCAGGAACAGCUGGUGCACCAUAUUAAUAAUGACCACAUCCAUGGGGAGAAGAAGGAGUUUGUGUGCCGCUGGGAGGAGUGCUCCCGGGAGCAGAAGCCCUUUAAAGCCCAGUACAUGCUGGUAGUCCACAUGAGACGGCACACUGGAGAGAAGCCUCACAAGUGCACCUUUGAGGGCUGCGCUAAAGCCUACUCCCGCUUGGAAAACCUAAAGACACACCUGCGUUCACACACUGGAGAGAAGCCGUACGUGUGUGAGCACGAGGGCUGCAACAAAGCUUUCUCCAACGCCUCAGAUCGUGCCAAACACCAGAACCGCACACACUCCAAUGAGAAACCGUACGUGUGUAAGAUCCCUGGCUGCACUAAGCGCUACACGGACCCCAGCUCGCUACGGAAGCACGUGAAGACCGUGCACGGCCCCGAGGCCCACGUCACCAAGAAGCAGCGCAGCGACGCCUACCCCCGGCCCCCACCUCAGCCUCGGGAGCCGGGCAGCAACGGUCAAGGCCGGUCGCCAGGUCAACCGCCCCUGGGCGGGUUUGCAGACCAAAGGGACUACAACCAUGCUACCUCGAAACAGGACGAAUGUCUGCAGGUCAAGUCCAUCAAGUCAGAGAAGCCCAUGACGUCUCAGUCAAGCCCUGGCGGUCAGUCUGCAUGCGGCGGUGAGCAGUCCCCCGGCGGCGGCCCUCCCGGCCGUGGAGUCCAGCUUGCUGUGAGCGCCGUGCGGCUGCAGGGGGAGGGGGAGCGCGAGGACUACGAGGACGAGGAGGAGGACGACGAGGACGAGGGCGAGCUGGAGGAGGAGGACGAGGACGACCACAUGGACCGCAUGGACCGCGCCCCCAUCAUGGACGCCACGGUCUCCACGGCAACGCUGGCACUGCAGGCCCGACGCAGCGUGGGACGGCCACUCCGCUGGAUGGAGCAGGUGAAGAUGGAGCGGCUCCGGCAGGUGAACCUGCCACACCUGUCCCCCACGCCCCCAGCCAAAGGCCACGGCCUGCCCACCAUCCUGGGGAAGGUGUCGUGUCUGGGCCACGGUGAUUGCCGGCUGGUCCCUCCGCCUCAGGUUCCCGCGUCCACGCGAGCGGAGCCGUGCGGGACGGAGCUGACGGUGCUGAGCCUGCUGGGCGGAGGAGGAGGCGGGGGGCGGCGGGACAGCGGCGGGAGCGCGGCCAGCUCGGCCUACCUGAGCUGCAGCCGGCGCUCGUCGGGCAUCUCGCCCUGCUUCUCCAGCCGGCGCUCCAGCCAGGCCUCGCAGCCCGAGGGGGCCGGGGGCCCGCGCCGCCGCCACAACCUCAGCUCCACCGACUCCUACGACCCCAUCUCCACCGACGCCUCGCGCCGCUCCAGCGAAGCCAGCCACCACGGAGGCGACGGGUCCAGGGGAGGGGGCAUCCUGAACCUGACGCCGGCGCAGCAGUACCACCUGAAGGCCAAGUACGCGGCGGCCACGGGAGGCCCUCCGCCCACGCCGCUGCCCAACAUGGAGCCCAUGAGCCUGCGCGCCCGCAUGGCGCUGAUGGGCGACGCCCAGGACGGGAGCAACCCUCCGCUGCCCCCGCUGGUCCGACCGCGCCGCUGCAGCGACGGGAGCACCAGCGGCGGCUUCGCCCCGCACAACGGCUACCGCCACCGCGGCCUCUACCCGGGAGAGGGCACGGCAGCGUCCACCCGGCGGGCCAGCGACCCCGUCCGGACCGUGCCCGUCCAGGAGCCCUCCGGCCCGCCGCAGAUGCAGCGCUUCAUCAGCCUGAACAACAUGCACUCCCACGGCCUGCCGCCGCUCGCCGCCCAGCACGGCCACCAGGGGGAGCCGCGGCACGCCGCCCUGCACCAGCACACGCGCUCGGAGGGCAACCUGCAGCGCAGCCUGCACUCCCCCUGCCCCCCCCGGAUAGAGGAGCACUCUGCGCUGGAGGACCUGGCCAUGGAGGACGACGGAGCCCUGCUGCUGGGCUACGAGGACAUGCUGCCCGACGACCUGCUGCACUACAUCCGCUCCCAGGAGCAGGAGGCGCUCUACAGGCAGGCGCAGCUCGGCAACCACGGGAGCGGAGACCUUCACCAUCCGCACAGCGCCAACGGAGGUGACGUGGACCUCUUCCAGGUGAACUCACCUGGGCAGCAGCAGCAGCAGAGUGCGGAAGGAGAGGGAGUCGGCGGCGAGGAGCAGCCCAUCCAGUGGAACGAGGUGAGCUCGGGGAGCGCACACCUGUCCCCCACCAGGCAGCAGCAGCAGCCCUGCGGAAGGUGGCCGGAGCGUGGCGUAGUCGGCAGGAGUCCGUUCGGCCAGUUUGGCAACAUGGUGGUGCAGCAGCAGCAGCAGCCACCGCAGCAGCCGCCUCAGCUCCCGGGGGAUGUGUUCGGCCAGCCCAGAGGGCCCCCGGCACCGUCGGCCAACCCCGGCGGCGGCGGCAGCUACCGCUUCCCAGACUGCAGCGUGAGCGCCUCCCGCAGGGCCUCCGCGUCCAGGUUCCCGCAGCUCCAGUCCUGCCAGCUGAACGCCGGCGGCGUCAAGUCGGAGUCCACCAACACGUCCUGCCUGGAGAGCAGGAGGAACAGCUCCACCAGCGUGCCGGCCUUCAGAAGAGCGCCCGACUUCUCCCAGAUCACCCUCGGCCCCAUCCGGCAGAGCUGCGGCCAGCAGCAGCAGCAGCAGCAACAACAACAGCAACAACAACAACAACAGCAGCAGCAGCAGCAGGGACACUUCCAACAAGGUCAGCCCACGGCGCAGCUGGUGGGGAGCAACCUGCUCCUCCAGAGGUCCUCUCAGGAGGCUCUCCCUCACGGGGCACUGCUACGUCCACACCCCCCUGCCAGCCUCCAGCCAAACAGCAGCAACUACAGAGGCUCUGCCCGACCUCAGCCGCAUCUGACCAGUGGUCAUCAUGUCAGCCCCUGCCACCAGCAGCAGCAGCAGCAGCAGCAGCAACACGGCUCCAGAAAUGGCAGCACGGCCCACUGCUCCCUGGCUGGCCACAUCUCUGGACUGAAGAUAGAAGCUCAGGACCAGGCCAGCUCUUGCUGUACAGUGCAACAGCAACAGCAGCAGCAGCGACAAGCAGGAUUCUUCCAGGCAAGUUUUGGAGACUGUAGCGAGGCGUUUGACCCAUCUGAGGCCAAGCCGUUGUCCCUGCUCAGCCCAGCGGAGCGGUGCUUGAUGGAGGCCCAGGCGGUCCAGCCCGACGCUCCCUCGGUCCCUCUCCUGUCCCCCGGCGCGGACCAGGUCACCAGCACGGUGGACGGCAGCCCGUCUUGCGAGGUCCUAGACAGCGUGGGCCUGGACUUCACGCCCAUUCUAGAGGACAACUACGACCAAGGCAGCCUGGUGUCGGACGUCCUCAGCCCCAGCGUGUUCCAGGGCAUGUCGCGCACCUCCUCUCGCCUCACCACCCCUCGCGCUUCCGCCGCCUUCGCCAGCGUGCCCUCCGGCCUCAACAACAUGGCCAUCGGCGACAUGAGCUCACUCCUCUCCACCCUCGCCCAAGAGAGCCGCUUCCUGGCCAUCAUGCAGUAGCUCUCUCUCUCUCUCUCUCUCUCUCUCUCUCUCUCUCUCUCUCUCUCUCUCUCUUUCCCCCCCCGAAGCCCUCUUAUGUGGCCACACAUGAAAGGAAUUGCUUUUAAAAGGUGAAAUUGAAAGGGACGUAAUCUUAUAAAACAAACAUUUUUAAAAAGAAUUAUGUAGAGGGGGGAGGAAAAAGUUGAUGUUUUUUAUUGACUGCUGGUUUACGAAAGGAUGUUAACACCAAGUGUUGGUCGAGCAGAUGUAUUUUCUGUCUAUUCCACAUAGGAGCAGAGUUAUGCCAAACGUACAGUAUAUAAGGAUAUAUAAAUAUAUAUUCCAUUUGUGGAAUGAAGGCUAUUUUUGAAGCCCUUUUAUAAAACUAUCUCUUGAUAAUGAUGAUGGUUGGAGGCCUGGUCUCCCACACAUCACUCUAAAACAGUAUUCUUGUGCGUUGUCUUUAUUUUUCAUUGUAUUUUUUUCUAUUUGUGUUUCUUUUUUUGUUUGUUUACUGUAUAUUUUCCAUUCUUUUUGCUGUACACUGUUGAUAUAAAUGCAUGUUGCUCACAUGGUGAAAUGUACACACUGUCUUUUUAAGUGCGUAGGCUAGCUCAUGUGCCAAUGGAACUUGAGAGAACCAUGAUUUGUAGUACACACAUGGUGCAACCACACUGACUCCAGAACUUUGGCCCCCUGACCCCUCCCCACCAUCAGCAGGUCAAUACAGGGUCGAAUUUCACAACAAGCAGGCGCUUAGGUCACAUUUUGAUACGGUAUUUACAUUUUUUACAUUGUUGUUUUAGUACUUUUUAUGUUUGCGCAAUAUGUAAAAGAUGGUGUUUUUUAGUGAUUAUACAGGUCUCACCAAGUGGUGUGCUUGUGUGUGAGUGUGUAUACUUGAGCAAGUAUUCCAGUAACGUAUUGAGUCCAAAUAUGUAGGACCAUUUCGACGUCAAAGGUACUCUUAGAAUCGUCUUGGUCAAUUGUGUAUUACUUGAUUUAUCACUUUUUUUGUAUGUACUUACAUGUAUAUAUCACUUUUGAUCUUUUUUUUUACAUUGUAAAAAAAAAUAAUGCUUACUAUUUCUGAUAUCAGGACCAUCGGUGUUGUCAAGUUGUACAUGAUCAGAAAUAUCUUUUAGAGACUUUGCGAGAAUGUGCUCUGCGUUGAGCCACAGGGCAGAGCGUAUCAGGACGACGAGCAGGUGAUAUGACUGCACAUCAACAGGGGGCGCUGUCACUGCUGAUGGAGCAGGCGCAACGUGAUUCCAGCCAGGAGUGGGACUUUGGAACAUGAUGUUGAUUUCUUUUUCACCAUUUUUCUUUGUAUUUGUAGUUUAUGAUUUUGCUAUUGUGACAAGCGCGAGACAGAGAGACUGAUGACAGAUUUUAGGAUUACCCCGGUCCUGUUGCUUAAAUAACCUCUGUUAUGGUACUAACAUCCGACAGAUUUCUUUGUAGGCCCGACAUGCUCAGUUUUGUAUACCACGAUGAGAGAUUUAUUAACAGUAUUAUCAUCGGUCUAUAUCUUUUUUGUGUACAGUCGUGAGCACCAUCCUGUAGCAAAUUACUGUAGGUACUGUCUGCCAGAUUGGUUGUGUUCAUUUACAGUAUCGUAGUCUGAGUCAUUUGUUUUGUAGACGUGUAACAGUGUGUCACUCUAUUGUUGUUUUUAAAAAAUGAUAUGACCCACCCCCAAAUGAGAGGUUUUGAGGGUGGGUGUAAGGUAUGUGCCUUAUCUCAACCUGUUCAAAUUAGAUAACAUACAAAAAAAGAGAAACAGAUCACUGCCACUCUUCCAUAGUGAGUUAUCAUAUCAGAAAUGAUAUACUGUAUGCAUUACCUACGUAUUUUCUUUUUCGCUUUUUAAAGCAAGAGUUAAUUGUUCAAAGAUUUUAGGAAAACAGUGGAUUCUGAGUGUGUGCGUGCAUGUGUGUGUGUGUGUGUGUGUGUGUGUGUGUGUGUGUGUGUGUGUGUGGAUUAGUGUGUGUGUGUGUGUGUGGAUUAGUGUGUGUGUGUGUGUGGAUUAGUGUGUGUGUGUGUGUGCUGGGAGAAUAUGAUGAAUACGAUCCAUUUUAUUUGGAAAAUAAGAAAACAUCAACUAAAAACAUUUUAAAAUGUUGUUUAAAAACUUUGAGUUAUCACAUUUCUUGCCUUUUUGAUUUGAUUGUUUUUUAUACUUGUAAAUAUAUAACCAUUCUGUAGGUUUAGCUCAGACUUGAGGAGGCACCAGGGGCCAAAAAAGAGGAAAAGUGAAAAGUGACUGAAAAAAAGAAAUAAAAUAAAAACAAAACAGGGAUUCAGGGCCCAGGUCCGUGUUAAGAAUGGCAAGACAUCAUAGCACAUCCAUAUUGCCAACAGGGCCCUGUUGCUCUUUUCUAACUGACCACAAAUGUUUGUAUGGUUUUAAUAAAAAAGGAAAUUAUAUCUGAAACGUC
Sardina pilchardus (European sardine) is the source of this 7832-nucleotide messenger RNA. RefSeq names its product GLI family zinc finger 3 (gene gli3). Lineage: Eukaryota; Metazoa; Chordata; Actinopteri; Clupeiformes; Clupeidae. The record is from RefSeq and is a predicted model, not a curated record. Gene Ontology annotation, molecular function: DNA-binding transcription factor activity, RNA polymerase II-specific; RNA polymerase II cis-regulatory region sequence-specific DNA binding. Gene Ontology annotation, biological process: smoothened signaling pathway; regulation of transcription by RNA polymerase II. The transcript is spliced from 16 exons. Gene Ontology annotation, cellular component: nucleus. Bases 364 to 5409 code for a protein of 1681 amino acids.